Molecule: messenger RNA, 591 nt
Organism: Octodon degus (degu)
Lineage: Eukaryota; Metazoa; Chordata; Mammalia; Rodentia; Octodontidae
Gene: Ppp1r14a
Product: protein phosphatase 1 regulatory inhibitor subunit 14A
Exons: 4
Coding region: 75-509 (144 amino acids)
Biological process (GO): regulation of phosphorylation
Cellular component (GO): cytoplasm
Molecular function (GO): protein serine/threonine phosphatase inhibitor activity
Source: RefSeq, a predicted model, not a curated record
CCCCGCCCCGCCCCGCCUAGCCCUCGUUGGAGCCCGGGGCUCUGCGGGGCUCAGUGCGCGGCAGGCGGCUCGGGAUGGCAGCGCAGCGGCUGGGCAAGCGCGUGCUGAGUAAGCUGCAGUCCCCGUCGCGAGCCCGCGGGCCGGGGGGCAGCCCCGGGGGGCUGCAGAAGCGACACGCACGCGUCACCGUCAAGUACGACCGGCGGGAGCUUCAGCGGCGGCUGGACGUGGAAAAGUGGAUCGACGGGCAACUGGAGGAGCUGUACCGCGGCAGGGAGGCAGAUAUGCCUGAUGAGGUCAACAUUGAUGAGCUUCUGGAGCUAGAGAGUGAAGAGGAGCGAAGCCGGAAGAUCCAGGGCCUCCUGAUGUCUUGCACGAACCCCACAGAGCACCCAUCCUGUCCUCAGGACUUCAUCCAGGAGCUACUGGCCAAGUUGCGAGGCCUCCACAAGCAGCCAGGCCUCCACCAGCCCAGCCCCUCCGACGACGGCAGCCCGAGCCCCCGAUAGGACCACUGUGGCCUCUGUGACCCUCGGCUUUCCCCAGCCCCCGGCUUAUGUAUGUGUUGUAUUUAAUGGUCUAUAACAGUGA